Haemonchus placei is the source of this 294-nucleotide messenger RNA. The record is from the annotation of a GenBank genome assembly. Lineage: Eukaryota; Metazoa; Nematoda; Chromadorea; Rhabditida; Trichostrongylidae.
AUGAAAAUAACCCCUAGAAAUAACUGCUUCUGCUCUGACACUAGUAUGGCUACUUUUAGAUCUGAAUGGUCGAAUUUCAACUUAAUCGCUACUUUACUAGUCAUCUCUACACUUUUUAUUCUUAUAGGUUUAUUGCAAUCUGUUGAGCUCAUCGAAAAAAAAAUACUACUUACUAUGAGUCGCAACUGGGAACUCUUGUUCUUCUUGUCCCUCUCUGCCGUCCUCCAUUUCUUCUUCCUCUUCUCCUCCCACGUGUUCCACCCGUUCUCCCUCUUCCUCCUCUUCUGUGGGUAG